AUGCUAUCGAGCUCCUACAGCACAGCCGUUCAGCCUGAUCACCUUGUUCUUUCCUCGGGAAUUUCCGCGGCACUUAGUAUUCUCGCGAAGGGCAUCGUGGGAGGCCCUGGAUCGGUCGUGUUGGUGGAAAAUAAUACCUAUUUUUUGGCGGGAAACAUUUUCAAGGAAGUUGUGCCGAUAGAUGAGGAAGGCCUUAUCCCGGACGAGCUCGAGAGCAUCCUGAGGAGAGAAAAGGUUUCCGCGUUAUAUACGAUACCUGUGCAUCACAACCCACAGGGAACUGUGAUGAGCGUUGGUCGGCAGAAGGCGGUAAUGGAGCUUGCGGUGAAAUAUGAUUUUCUGGUUAUCUCUGAUGAACCCUACGGUCUACUGCACUAUGAAGACGUUUCGAAGUGA
Messenger RNA from Perkinsus marinus ATCC 50983, 396 nucleotides. RefSeq lists its product as hypothetical. The record is from RefSeq and is a predicted model, not a curated record. Gene Ontology annotation, biological process: biosynthetic process. Bases 1 to 396 code for a protein of 131 amino acids. The transcript has 5 exons. Gene Ontology annotation, molecular function: L-2-aminoadipate:2-oxoglutarate transaminase activity; pyridoxal phosphate binding. Lineage: Eukaryota; Perkinsozoa; Perkinsida; Perkinsidae.